Phalaenopsis equestris is the source of this 3789-nucleotide messenger RNA. RefSeq lists its product as uncharacterized. Gene Ontology annotation, biological process: protein ubiquitination. Gene Ontology annotation, molecular function: ubiquitin-protein transferase activity; RNA binding. Lineage: Eukaryota; Viridiplantae; Streptophyta; Magnoliopsida; Asparagales; Orchidaceae. Gene Ontology annotation, cellular component: CCR4-NOT complex. The record is from RefSeq and is a predicted model, not a curated record. The coding region runs from base 290 to 3541 and encodes 1083 amino acids. The transcript is spliced from 13 exons.
CUCAAGCGCGGCUCAGCCAAAAACAAAGGGGUUGGCUGCGAAGCAUUUGGAAAAAACAAGUACUUUUUGAUAAAUCACGACAGCGAAUUUCGAAGCGCCGAAUCGCUAAAGACAAAGACGAUAAUUAAUCGACGGCGACCCACAAAGCCACAACAGCUAAACAAUCCCGGAUUGAGAGUGUGAGGGCAGUCUCGUAUCGGGACCUUGAUUUGGUUCUAGUCGAAGCUUUUGUGGCAUUCGGUUUACUCGUUUAGUGUUCUGCAUCGUGAUUCCAAUCUCAUUAGCGACCAUGAAUGAUGAUGGAGAUAAAACUUGCCCUCUUUGUGCUGAGGACAUGGACCUCACUGACCAGCAAUUAAAGCCUUGCAAAUGUGGUUAUGAGAUAUGCGUUUGGUGUUGGCAUCAAAUAAUGGACAUGGCUGAGAAAGAAAAUACAGAAGGGCGUUGCCCUGCUUGUCGUACUUUAUACAAUAAAGAGCGGAUUGUUGCAAUGGCUGUGAAUUGUGAAAGAUUGAUGACUGAAAAUAACACAGAAAAAAGAUACAAGACUCAAAAGACGAAGUUGAAGAUAUCAUCAGAUGCACGGAAGAAUCUUAGCAGGGUGCGUGUGGUACAACGAAACCUUGUUUACAUAAUGGGAUUGCCUUCCCAUUUGGCUGAUGAGAGCCUACUGGAGCGUAAAGAAUAUUUUGGUAAGUAUGGAAAAAUAUUGAAGUUGUCUAUUUCGCGUCCGACAACAGCCACUCAGCAAGCUUCUAGUAAUUGUUAUAGUGUGUACAUUACAUAUGCUAGAGAGGAGGAUGCAGUUCGUUGUAUUCAAUCUGUUCACAACUAUUCGAUGGAUGGUAACUCCUUAAGAGCAAGCUUUGGUACUACAAAAUAUUGCCAUUCUUGGUUGAGGAACAUGAUUUGCAGCAAUCCAGAUUGCUUGUAUUUGCAUGAUAUAGGCUGCCAAGAUGACAGCUUUAGUAAAGAUGAGAUAAUUUCUGCUUGUUCUAGGAAUAGGGCCCCGCAAGUUGCUAUGAACAAUUUGCAACAGCGCGCACGAAACGUUUUGCCUGCAGCAGAAGUUGAUAUAGGCACCAACGGAACACCUUCCAGCAAAAGUUGUUUGAGAAAGUCCUCAAGUAAUACUACCAAACAUGCAAAAUCAGCUAAUAUUUCUAGUGAAAGGUCAUUAGUGCUUCCCGCUUCUGCUUCAUGGGGUUCUCGAGUGCCAAAUAAAUGUUCAACACCAGCGACUACACCAUGCCUGCAAAACCCUGUCAAGCAGAAGCCAGAUUUUUUAAAUUCUUCAACUUCAUUUCUUUCAUCCGUUUCAAGCAUUAAAUGUAUUUCCGCAUGGGAUGAUCAUGUUCCUGUAUUAUCAAAGGAACCUGACAACAGGACUGUGGAGAGUGGGUCAAGGGCCUCAGAAGUUUUGAACCUUGUUUCUUCUAUGCAUGACCAACCAGUUGUAUCAGAUGACUCCUCAGAGAGUACUGUGGUUGCAGAAAGUUCUUUAAUGAUUUCUGCUUGGGAAGAUGAUGCCCAAAUGAAGCCGCCUGAAGGAAGAAAUAUAAUGCUUAUGGAUUCUCAAUCAAGUCCUAUGGAAAUGACAUCUAGUUCAUGCAAAUCAACGGAGAUUAUGUUUGAUGUAGGAUGUAAUUAUGCUUGGGAUGAUGAUGUUGACGCAGCAUCAAACCAAAUCACAGAUCCAUGUUUUUAUCAAAUCGAUGGAAAAACUACUUCGUUAGAAGCAUUGAAAUGUUGUAGUAAUGGGGAUUCCCAGACCUCUCUAUCAGAAGAUACUAGGGUGUGUGAUACUUCUUGUACCUCUGAUAUUUCAUGCUCUCCUUCCCAACUUUCAGACAGAUCAACUGGAGACAAAGAUCGAUCUCUCGCACGAGAAAUCAUUAGUGUGGACUCGUUUAAUGUCAAAGAUGAGUAUCAGAGCAAAGAGGAGUAUCAAGUCGUGUCAUCUAAUAAUUGUUCUAAAUUUAAUGACGAAAGUUCUGAUGCUAAAUUUUGUCAAACUUAUGCGAACAGGGAAGCUGAAAGGCAAAGUUCAACGCCCUCUUCUCUUGCAUCUGUUGCGACAGACUCAGAAUGCUUUUUGAUAGACUUACCUGGCUGGGCCUCCAAUCAACAAAGUGAUGCUCCAUUUUCUGUGAUAAAAACUGAUAGUUAUAGUUUGGCCACUCAUGAUCAGAGAGAAGAAGCAUCGAAUGUUUCCAUUCAAAAAACAUUUUCAUACUGCAGUCUAAAUCCUCCUAAAAUGCCAUUCAUUCCAACAAGCAAUUCUUGUGAAGAAGAUCCUUUUGAUUUGCAAUAUCUAAAUGAUGCAAAUUAUUUUCCCACGGAUGAAGGGUUCUCUAGGUUAAGGGAUCAUACUGUGGUGCUUCCAGCUGUGCCCAAGCAGGACCAGCAAGAUGAUUAUGCCAUGCAUAGGGAGGUUUUUGAGGCACCUGACAUGAGACAAACUGGAAAUAAACCAAUUUAUGUAGUGAAGUCUGAUGAUUUAACGACAAUAAAGACUGAAGUCAUUGAUUCUGGUGAGAGAAGCAUUAUAUCCAAUAUGUUGUCACUAGAUUUUGAUCCGUGGGAUGAUUCUGUACAUUCUUCUGACAAUUUGGCCAAAUUUCUUAGUGGCAUGGGUAAGAAAGUUGGCUCUUCUGCUCUGUCAUGGAAAUUGCAAAAUAAUAAUCAAUCUAGAUUUUCAUUUGCCCGUCAGGAGAAUUUAGCAAAUGAUUUUUCUUUGGCUGCUAGUCACGCGGAGAAAUCGAGCAGUUCAACACAAGAGUCAUUUAAAGAUGCUUAUUACAACAAUAGUUUGCAUGAUACAACGGGGGGUUCCAGUGUUUUUUUGAAAAACAGUUCUUUGUCAUCAUCUAAUAACCCUGCUGGCACGCCGAGGCCUAAAAUGCCAGCACCCCCUGGAUUUUCAGUACCAAACAAAGGACCACCUCCGGGAUUUUCCUCGCAAGAAAGAUAUGAAAACAGUCAUAAGUCGGCGACUUCAGAGAAUCUAUUUCAGGGCAGUACACCAAAUCCAUUCAAUUUGAAUGCCGGUGAUGUCGAGUUUAUUGAUCCUGCAAUACUAGCAGUGGGAAAAAACUUACUCCCUCUCGAAGCUAAUGAUUCAGGUUUCGGUUUGACUUCUAACGCCGCUUCACAGUUUCGCACUACAGAAAGCAAUAAUAUACAGCCAUUGAUGCAGUAUUCUAUCUCAGCUUUUAAAGACCAAAGAUUUUCUAAUAAUAAUAAUAUAGUAGGUGGAUUGUCAACCAUGAAUGAUGUAUAUUUCUCUUCUAGAUUUCCUGCGCAGUUCCACAACCCAAGCCAUUUGCCAUUCACACAGCCCCAAUUAAGAACUUCAACCAUCUUAAAUAACCAGUCGCGCGAUUUGUGGAAUGUAUUGAAUGACAGGGAAAUGGGGAUGACUGAAAUUGUUCAAAAUGAGAGAUUUGGACAUGAUAGUUAUAUUAUUCCUGGGAAAGAGGAACAUAGUUUCAGGUUAUCGAGUUCUAAUUAUCUAUACAGUAGACCAUAUGGAAUGUAAUGAUGUUCAUGGAAAGAGGAUUCAUCCCAUCUAUUCCUAGACCACAAAUCUCAAGUAACAAAACUCCUGAGGCAGUUUUCCUGACAAGCUGAUCUGGAUUACCUACAUGAAUGAAAUGUGAUGAUAUUAUUUGUCAAAACUGUAAUAAGUUCUGCUUGUGGUUCCGGUUUGCUCUAUAAAAUGUGAGUGUUAAUUUUGCAUCUUUGUAAUUAGAAUUAAAAUCAAAGAUUAUAGAAGUGUUUGGAGUA